Molecule: messenger RNA, 5686 nt
Organism: Polyodon spathula (Mississippi paddlefish)
Lineage: Eukaryota; Metazoa; Chordata; Actinopteri; Acipenseriformes; Polyodontidae
Product: eukaryotic translation initiation factor 2D-like
Exons: 13
Coding region: 395-1942 (515 amino acids)
Biological process (GO): formation of translation preinitiation complex
Molecular function (GO): translation initiation factor activity
Source: RefSeq, a predicted model, not a curated record
GUCAAGUUUAAAGAUUGUAUUGUGCAGUUUAGCCCUCUUCGUAUGUAUGUUACUUAAAAUAAGUAGUAUUGGAAAUAGCAAGCUUUAUAUAGCUUGUGCUUCUCUUCAGCCCAGAGUUAGUUACACUGUCGGUUAACGUGCUUUAGUUAGAUUAGGAACAGUAUCAAACUAGGUAAUGCUUACAGUAUGUUCUCAGCCGAGCUAUAUUAGAACGCAUCUGCUCAAAAGCUGUAACAAAGCUGUCUUUAAAGUAAUGUUGCUGGCCUGUUAUUUAUUGACUGGUCUGCAGAUUAACGAGGAUUGGUUCUUGAAACAUCGCGUUUGGGAUUUCAAAACGAAUGAAUUGUAAAUUAUUUGGAUUUAAGAAAGAUCAGAUAAGACUGCCAUCCACAGAAUGUGCCAAACUCUGGGAGUAACUAGUGAGUUAUAUGUCGCUCCAGCUUUAUUUCAGUAUCUUUUAUCCAACAGGAGGAAGCUAAAGGCAGACAUCUCCACUGCCUUCCCUAUGCUGUCUGCUGAGCAAAUCUCCAAGCUGAUUCCUAACAAAGAGGAUCUUAAUGUGGUGAAAGUCUACACACACAAAGGGGACUCUGUUACACUGUACGUCCUGCAUGAAAAUCCAAUAUUCUUUGAAGUGGAAAAAAAGCUUUACCCAACAGUGUAUACCCUGUGGCUGUUCCCGGACCUCUUGCCAGUUUUCACAACAUGGCCUGCCGUGUUACAGAAGCUUGCUGGGGGGGCAGAUCUCAUGUUACCUGGCGUUGUGGUGCCCCCCUCUGGCCUCCCUGGGGUGAAACAGGGUUGUCUUUGUGCCGUCACUGUAGUCAGAAACAAAGCACCAGUAGGCAUUGGCACAGCCACCAUGUCCACUGCAGAGAUGCUGGGGGCAGGGAUGAAGGGCAAAGGACUCUCAGUUUUCCACACCUACAUGGACCAGCUGUGGGCAUUCGGAGACAAGUCCAGCCCUCCCACCAUCGCCCCGUCAGACCCAGAGCCUGCAGAGAGUGAAGAGCACUCAGAGGAGAGUGACGGAGGUGGGGGGGGGGAGGAGGAGGAGGAGAAGGAACCCAGUCCCUCUACAGAAACUGCAUCCAAGACCCUGCAGACAACACCACACUGUGCAGAGCCCGAGGAGAAAGCAGGAGAGGGCAGUGAGGAGGCAGAGGAGGAUGGAAGGACCCUACAAGAGCAGAUGGAUGAGCUGCUGCUUCAGUGUUUCCUCCACGCUCUGAAAACCAAGGUGAAGAAGUCGGACCUCCCCCUGCUGACCAGUACCUUCCUUCGCAACCACAUGUUCUCCUGCUGCCCCAGUGGAAAGCAGCUCGACAUCAAGAAAUCCAGCUACAAAAAGCUGUCCAAGUUUCUCAAGUGUAUGCAGCAGCAGAGGAAGCUGAUCCAGGUGAAGGAGCUGAGCAAGGGGGUGGAGAGCAUCAUAGAGGUGGACUGGAAACACAGAGAGAUCUGCUCGUUCAGCGCCUCUGAAGGGCCCGUGCUGGAGGAGGCUCCUGUGGAGAGCUGUAGGGAUGCAGAGAAGCCGUACCAACCCCCCGAAAUCAGCACUCUCUACAGCGUCUCCACCAGACUGCUGCCCCUCUUCCAAGACGCACAGCUGAAAAAAGGGGCCGUUCUCACUGCAGCUGAAGUACGAACCAUCAUCACAAACUACGUAAAAAACAACGAGCUUGUUGAUGAAAUAAACAAAAACUAUGUGACAAUAAACCCCAUCCUCUGUGAUUCUCUUCUGGACAAACAAGAAUAUCAGGAAAUUGAAAAACUCAAAUGGGACGAUCUUUUCAACAGGUGCCUGACUAGAAUGCAGCAUUGCCAUCAGCUCCUGUUCCCAGGCCAGGAGCCCAUUAUCAGGAAGGGGCACAUUGAACCCAUAGACAUCACUGUUGCAUCCAGAGGCUCUAACAAAAAGGGGAAUGGUGCGUCAAUAUAAGUGCUGGUUUCCUGGAACCUGUGCCCACACCUUCUUCAAGAAGUGAUCGAGGACAUUGCUUCAUAGCAGCAGCAGCAGCAGCACUGUGCACAAGAUGCGUGUGCAAUACAGGAAAGUGCGAUCAGAGGCAUUACAAAACAGCACUGGUGAAACCGAGAACUUGGUGUGAUAGCAGAAGGUACAGACAUCCUGAAAACUGAACAAAAACCCACACUUAAUGAUGCCACAGUAUGACACGGUCUAGUGCGAAGGACACCUUAAAGCCUGCUAAUGGAAUCGAGCCAUUAGUGGCGCUUAGUCACUCAUCACCCUGGUGUUUUUUCAACGAUAAUUGGACUUUCUAAAAACGUUUCUACUAGAUCAUUAAACCACAACAUGUACUGUAACCUUUUCACUUAGCCAUGUUUUUCUGUUAUAUAUUUGAUUUUAUUAUCUCUUAUACAGGAGCACAUAAGCUUAUCCCCAAAAAACAUGCAAAAUACAUUCCUUUUAUAAAAAGUAAGACACAAUAAGAUCUUGCAGAGUCAGAUAUGAAUUGUUACUUUAAUUUCAAGCUUCCGAAUGAAGAAAUUCUACUACUAAAAUAGUGUGCCUGCUGCCUUUAUUGAGUGGAACAGAAGGGAUUGAAACAGAAGUAAAUACAGGGAGACUAAUUCAGCUAAUGCCUGUUCUACUUGCUCAAGCAGGAGAGUCCAAUUCAAAUAGAAACCCUUGAACACAUUUAAAAAAAAAAACAGACCUAAUUCUGAAGUUAUUUAAAUGGGACAUUAAGCCCUAUAAUCUGGCUAUCUUAAACAGCAAUGUAAUGUGUUUGGACCUUGAUAGCGCAGUACCAUACUUUAGAUUCAGCUCAGGAGUCUAGAGUAGAGCUACAGUGCUGCUCCCAAGGUGCAGAAAUCACUUGUAAAGACUAAUGAACUGCAAAGGAGCAAAGUGAAAUGGAAAAUGAGAUAAAGCCUUCAAAACGCCGACAACACUAGGCAGCCUGUGCCAGCUGUCCUCUUUUUCCAUCGAGAAAUGUAAAUGUUGUUAAUCCAAUGUUAAAUGUUUACAGUCAGCAGUGUGGAAUAUAACAAGACUCACACUGCAUAGCGUUGGUGGAGUCUCGGCAGGUUUUAGGAGUUUUACUGGACAGAACCCAGGCUUGUCAUAAAACCUGGACUUGUUCAAACUGCUACGCAAUGGGAGUCAAACCCCACAGUAUAAACAAGGUGCCUGACACACAGCCUGCAGAAUAUGCAGGGGGAUCAUCUUGAUAUGCAACUUUGUUGCAGGAGAGCAGGUCUUGGGACUCUGCAGUGGGGAAAUGGAGUGAUGUUCUCCUGGACCAAAGUGUCACCCAGAAGGUCCUCUUCCCAGCCAUCUCCAGACACUAGAGGACAGUGACUCAAUGAGGGCACCCUGAUGCCAAGAAGAGCAAACAGGCGUGUUGACCUUUUCAAAUUCCAUUCAGACUGCCUUGUUCAUUUAUAGUGUGGCAAGUAGCUGUAUGUAAGUCGCUCCCGACACGCUGCCAUGUCACACAACACCUGACAUUAAGUAGUAGAUGUGAAUAACUCCCAUCUCAGCCAGCGCUCUGACACUGGCUGUAUACAGUUCUGCUCCCCAGGGCUAGGCUGGUGUGGGACAUUUUUUGAAUAAAUGCAGAGAGAGAGAGGGAGAGGGAGGAGAGAGAGCCAGCCUCCUUGUGCCAACGCUUCAAUUGAUCUUUUAUGUAAGUCAAAUAGAUUUUUAAAGGGAAGAGAACAGAAACGAACAAAAAGGAAAUAAAAUGGGUUGCAAGUAGCUUUUCAGCUUUUGUUAACUGUCAAGCUGUUCAAAAGAUCCAGUGUUUUCAUGUUGUGCUGCUGUACAGUAGCACAUUGAUCAGCCAGGAACAAAGGCUUUGACAGUAAGACUAUUGGAUAAGAGACUGUGGUGUGUUUCUACAUGCUUCUGAGCAUCUUCAAUGGGGUGAACUACUGUAAAAAUAAUGUAAAGCCUUUUCAUUUAGUUAAUUAUUGAAUGCUAAUGAAAGGCGGUUAAUAAACAGAUAACUAUAUUUUUCAUAUUAAUAAAUUAUUGAUUUAUCCCCAUAAGGCAUAAGGUUCCCACAUUUUUUUUAGAGUGUUAUUCUACAGAAAAGAGCAAAAGACUUCCAGAUCUGAAAACUAGAGAGCCUUGAUUAGGACAGUCUUAAGCCAGUACAUGUAUGCUCAUGCAAUUGUGUAAAUGUUGGCAGAUUCAACGUUGUGCUGGAUUCCACUCAAAUGCAAUCAAAAAGGAGACCAGUGUCCAGACUCGGUUUUCUUGAAAUACAUUGAGAAGGACUGUGUAACAGCCAGCUCCCAUUGCAAAAAGGCAAGCGCCUCAUGGGGAAUAAAUACAAAUAAGUUAACGAAAAAAUAAGCAGAAGGCAUAACUCAAUUAGUUUUUUAAAUAGCUCAUGUCUGCAAAUAAUGACUAACCCAGUCAAUGUUUUCACUUUUCUUCAGCUUAGCUAAACUGUGCACACACUCACUACGAUACGCUCAAUACAGCCUCAACCCUAAAAAGGAAAACAGCACAUCAAUAUACAAUCACGACAUUUCUAGACUCGAUACAAUGAUCAAACUUCUAAAUAACCUCAGCUAUAAAAUGUAAUGAACGGCUGAGAGAAUUAGAUUUGGGCUUGUCUGAUGGAACGGCGCAAUUAGAACUAUCCCCUAAUUGCUUAUUUACAGACAGCCUAGUGUUGAUGUUUUCUUGGAACUUUCUUUAUUCAUGUUAAAGGUGAAGUAAUUACCAGGGGUGUACUGAUGCUAGUACUUUCCUUUAAGAAGUUUUUUUAUAGGCAGGCAUUAAAUAAAUCCUAAGUUAUGGCCUCAGUACAGCAGUAAAAAUGUCAGCGCCCUGGAAGCAAGGAAAAUUCGCUUCCAGUCGGUUUUUAAGACACUUAGUGCAGAAGUUAAUUACGGAUUGUAAAGGUGAGGGAAGGACAGCUUAAUGAACAGAUUUAUUGAAUACCUGCCGAUAAGGGAGAGCAAGGGAGAGCAGCUCUCUAAUCAAGUUGGCGCGCAGGUAUCAGAGCCCCCCGAUGCAACGUGUGUACGAGACAGGGGGCCCCUUUGCUGUCAAAACAGUUCCAGCAAAGAAAACAGAUGGACUGGACCAGCAUGGAAGAAAUAAAAAUUGCGUUGAAGCAGCAAAUACAUGCAUUUUAAAGCCCUAGGAGCUACACCCUUUUUGUCAUUAGCAAAGCAGGGAAAAGGUUAAGAUUAACGCCGGAGUCAUUUUAAAAGAAACCAAGCCCUGAAAGACUACAUUAAAAAAAUAACUCUUAUUAAAAGAUGUUGAUGACAGGAGAGGUAACUUCAGCAUUGUUCUUUGGAACCAUUUCUGAGGAACCCUCUUGGGUGGAAACCUCAAAACCAGAGUAGCUCAGGUCACUGGAAAGUGCUGAUCAGAGGAGAUCUCACAGCAGUCAGGCCACACUGUACAGUGUCUAAGCACACACUCUCAACAGAACUGGGACAAAGUUUGAGGAGCAUUGCAACACGAUUGGGGGAGUAAACUUAUACAAAGCUGAAGUGCUUUGGCUUGACAUGGGUUUAUAAAAUGCCUGUUUAUUUAUGCACAGCCCUUAAAACUAAUGUGUAUCAACCUAGAGAAAUCUACGGUAAAACAAUGGAAAACAUAAACUGAUUAAAUCCUGGAAUCUACAGGCUUUUUUCUUUUCUCUAGGGAACUCUACAGAUUCUGUUUUCAUGAGAUCAAAUAUCGGAU